Messenger RNA from Brenthis ino (lesser marbled fritillary), 780 nucleotides. The record is from the annotation of a GenBank genome assembly. NCBI's taxonomy places the organism in Eukaryota, Metazoa, Arthropoda, Insecta, Lepidoptera, Nymphalidae.
AUGGUUGCCAACACCGAUGCCAAUAGGACAUCCAAAUUGACAGAAAGCACUCUACGCGGCAUAAUAAAACAAGAACUGUUAAUUGCGAUUGGAGAACUAGUCACAACCCAUCUAAACACAAUAAACGAACAAACAACGGGAUUCCAUGAGUGUAUGACUUUUAUAAACACACAGUUUGAAGAAAUGAAAGCGGCGAUGGCAAAAAAAUCAACUAUUAUCGACAAUCUAAAAAAUGAAAAUGAUCAACUGAAUGUGACGGUUAAAGACCUCAACACUAGGUUGAAUAUUGUCGAAUCCUAUCUGAGAGAAUGUAAUGUCGAAGUAAACGGUAUACCCGAGCACAGGACAGAGAAUUUGGUUAACACUAUGGUGCAGCUAGGACAAGUCGUAAAAAACCCUCUAUCCUCGGACGACAUUCAACAUGUUACUCGUGUAGCAAAGCUAAACAAAAACUCUGACAAGCCACGCUCUGUCAUUGUCAAACUCUGUACUACAAAACACCUUGACGCUUUUCUGGCUGCUGUAGCGCAAUUUAACAAAAAAAACCCUACUGACAAAUUAAAUUCUCAUUACCUAGGAAUCGGUGGAUCAUGUGCACCUAUAUAUGUCUCGGAACAUUUAACUCCUGGAAGCAAAUCUUUGCACGCCGCCGCGCGCCUAAAAGCCAAACAUAUGAAAUAUCGCUUUACUUGGAUUAGGAAUGGCAAAAUUUAUGUACGCAAAGACGAAUUUAGCCAGGCAUUACUAAUAAAAAGUGAAGAUAGAAGCUUAUUGUCUAAA